UGACGACAGAAGGAUGUUAUGACAUUUCGAAGGACUUUUGUCUGCUAAUUCGCUUAGUCUGCUGUCUAGUGUCUGCGUCUGCUUCUCAGAAACCUUGAAUGAGUCACUGAGAAAGAUAAUCUUGUGCCUAAUUACUUUUAACUGUCCCAUCAGCAAGAAACCGAUUGGCAAAAUGGGUAAACAAGGAUACGAACCUGCUCCGACAGCACCUCUACCUACGGCUCCCCCUCCACCUUAUGAUGCCCAACCACCAUACAACCCUUAUGGUGAUGCUACUCAGGCACCUCCUUAUCAAUACCAGCCGACGCCAGUAAUUCAUGAGACGCCCCAACAGGCCGGCCAAUCUUUGUAUCCGUCCGUUCCACAAUAUCCUCAGCCUGUACAAGUCACUGGAGGUAACACAGUGGUAGUGGGAGUUACCCCUUUACUCGUCGGUCGCCAGCCGCUUAGAACAACGUGCCCAAACUGCAACUCUACGAUCAAGACGAUGACUGUGAAAAAGUCCAAAACUCUCGCUCAUCUGAUUUGCCUCGGCCUCUGCUUUGUUGGAUGCUGCUUAUGCUCCUGUAUUCCGUACUGUAUGGAUUCCAUGAGUCUCGUAGUCCAUACUUGUCCUAAGUGCAAGGCACACCUUGGUACUUACGAACCGUAAGCCUACAUGGUUGGGCGAAAGCAAUGUGAUAUAUGCUAAGUUACUUUGUUGCAAAACGUUCCAAAACGAUCAUCUGUCCUCCAUUUUGUAUUGUAGUUUUUAUAUGAGGCAAAAGUGCCUAAGUUGAAACGAUGACUGCCAAGGUGUUUUUCUUGGUCUUACUUUUAACCAACUCUUAGGAGUGGGGUAGGAUGUAUUUUGUAAUCGUUAGCAAAAUAUAGAUGUAGGACUAAUUAAAUGUAACUUCUAACUUGUAAACAAUAUGCUUUGUAUUCGUCCUGGUAAUGGAUCAAAUCACUUUAUAAUUGAUUUAGAAGCUGUUUUAUGCAUAACUAAUAAUAUUUAGUCUUUUGAAUGAAGCUUGAAUCAAUUAAUGCCUUGGAAAUGUUGAUCUGAUAGAAGUUUCUGCGGCCAGAAAUGUAUUACCAUCUACAUACUUCAGAAAACUGUUUAACACCAAAUAGGUAUAGCCAGUCCCAAACAGGCUAGAAUAUUAAACAAUCUUCAUAAAAACUGAUGUAUAAUCAUCACAUAACGAUGAAUUUUAAAGAACGGUGAACAAAAAAAAAAGCUUUUGAGUGGCAGACUUCACUUUUCUUAAACUAGUAUGGGAGCUGUCUAUCGCAUUAAAAUGAAUGGCUAUAAGAAAUGAAUUAAGUUAUUAUUGUAUAGUGUAAUUUUCUAGGUCACUGACUCUUGGACAACUUUAAAAAAAAAGAACUAUUGCCAUUGUAAAUUAACAAAACGAGGUGAGUUUUUUUAUGUUUUUUUGUUUUACAUGUUUUCACCUAAUUUUAUGUAUCAAAAGAUUGAAGCUUAUCUCUUGUCUACUUGACUCUUCCGAAGCUUAUACUAAUUUGCUUACAGUAUUAUUGUGAUUUGUUGACUUAAAGCAUAUCUAUAUAUCUAAUUCCGUAAGCCCAAAAUUUUACAAUGAAAUUGUGAGCGAACGGGAGGUCGUAGAAAGCUGGGAGAGGUCUCAUUUUAAAGGUCUGGGCAUGAAAUUUUGGGGAAAAUUAUUCAUUUUUCUUAAUCAUGCACCAAAAGGUUCUUACGUAAUAAAAUAAUUCACAUUUAAAUAGCAUGGGAAUCUAGGUCAUGUCUGCUUUGUUUACCUUCUUUAAAACAUGUGGUUUAACUUUAUUGAAAGCAUAUGGUAAUAUAUGUACUGUACUGUAAUAUGUAUAGACCUUUUCCAAAUUUUAAGGGUAGGGUAACCCAUGAGACUAAUAAUUUGUGCAAAAUAAUUACUAGAAUAUAUAGUAUAUAGGGGCUAUUGCCCCUACAAGCCACUAGUUAUUCCUAUUAGUUUACAAUGAAUAUCGAUUUAUUAUUUAGUGGCACUGGUACCAUAUAUACGUAGAGUAUUCACUUAUUGAUACCUGCUUACCUAUUGAAUGUUAUAGGUUUUGUAUAGAUUUGCUUUUUGUUGUAUUCUUUUCGGCUUAUUGACAUAUUGAAAACUGCUUUGUGUUUUUAUUAAGUAUGGGGAAAGUUGGGGAAUUAUAUCCCUCCAAGUGUCCAUAGUUUAGGCCUUAAUGUCCACCUAUUUUUGGCGCAUUUGCAAGGUUUUAUUAAAACGGAUCUGAGAAGCUUAAAACAAUGUUAAUUCUAAUGUUCUAUAUACCAUUUUGUUUGGAAAAUCAUGGGCUUCAAUAUUAUAUAUAAAACAUAAGGAACAUUUAAAAAAAAAAAAAAAUUUUUAGGUAAAAAAAAUAUAAUUUCAAAAAUUUUCAAAAAAAAAAAUAAGUUCGCGCUCAAUGAAAUUGUAUAAAUUAUAGGCCUAUAAAUAUUUGAAAAUAGCCACUUUGUUCUAAAUUUUAUGAGGAUUACAAAUAUAUAAUAAUAUAAGGAAGUAGAUUUGCAAAUAAAUAAGUUAUGGGCAAAAAACUGAUUUCAGUACAUAGCGUUUAGCUAAGAAUGCAUAGCCUAACCAUAGCUAGGAAUCUGGCUGAUAAUUUACAUCAAUAUCACUACCUACUUCUUCAGGAUCAUCAACCAGCACUUCAAAACCACAUAAAUCUUCUUAUAAUGCACCACGUAUAUCACUACUUUUGAUUUUUAACACUAAAACAAUGAUAAACGUAAUAAAACACAUCAGUCAUCGGUCCGGGGGAACCUAGCUGUUUACAAAUACACGCACGUCAGCUGUCUGCAUCAAUUAUGAUCGGCUAGGAGAAAAAUACAGCGCUGAGACAGACAUCUGGAGACAGCUUAGAAUGUAACGGAAAGAACGAUACCUAACUCGAUCCAGUUCAAUCCGAUUCAGUCAGUUAUAGAGCCUUCGCCGUAAACGAUGUCUGCUUGUCGAAAAAUCGGCAAGUAACACUAUACAAAGUGUGGUGCUUGCCGAAUUUUCGUCAAGUAACACUGGGAGGGUUAAAGGAUAUGCAUUAUACCCAUAAAUUAAAACAGUAUUUUUUUAUUUAAUUGUUAAGGUUGUACUUAGGCACAUUCCACUCAUUUGGAAACUAUUCAAACUUGGUUGUGUAAUUGUGAAUUAUCUAUGUUAUUGGAAUUCAAUGUUGAUAUUUCACGUGGCAGCUUGGACACAUCUGGCUAGUUCACUAAGGUUCUCAAUAUCGCUUAAUGCUCAUAAUCGCUAAUUGUUAAGUUACUUUUAUAAGGUUGCUCAUUUUAAUUAGUUACCUAAACUGAUAGUCAAAGAUCAAACAAAUGUCGCCAAACAAAGUUUGUUUAAAAAGUGUUUCACAUGGAAUCUUUGCUAUUUUGGCUUUAGUUGGAAGAAUGUAAUUUUAUUUAAGUAGUUAGUUAAUACAACUCUUGAAAAUGAUCUUUGUAAUUGGAAGUCUAUUUUUUUUCUAGUUUGUCAGAAUAGACAAAUGCAAGACAGUUAAAAUGUUUACAGCUCAAUUUUUGUAGUCUAGUCAACGAUUAAAAAAUACUUUUAUAACAGUUAGUGACGAAUUAUUUGGAAUCACUACAAGUUAGGUGCUUUUUGUUAUUGACUCAAAAAUAUUUGGGUCAUGAACGAUUUCAAAGACAGGUUUAACAUGUGUUGGAAUUUCUUUACAACUUGUUCUUUGUUAAUUUUAGUAUAAACAAAUUUUCCUGCCUUUCAAGAAGAAGCAUAAUAGAUCCGUUACUAAAUAUAAGUACCAUAAGUAGUUCCUAACUCUUUCAGUUAAAUUGCGAGUUAACUGUUUUGUAUAUUGUAGCACCUUUCAUGUUUAUUACUUCCAAAGAAUAAAUGUAUUACAAUCACAA
Molecule: messenger RNA, 3880 nt
Organism: Macrosteles quadrilineatus (aster leafhopper)
Lineage: Eukaryota; Metazoa; Arthropoda; Insecta; Hemiptera; Cicadellidae
Product: lipopolysaccharide-induced tumor necrosis factor-alpha factor homolog
Exons: 5
Coding region: 173-652 (159 amino acids)
Molecular function (GO): zinc ion binding
Source: RefSeq, a predicted model, not a curated record